Molecule: messenger RNA, 3135 nt
Organism: Strongyloides ratti
Lineage: Eukaryota; Metazoa; Nematoda; Chromadorea; Rhabditida; Strongyloididae
Product: Ecotropic viral integration site 5 ortholog
Exons: 5
Coding region: 1-3135 (1044 amino acids)
Source: RefSeq, a predicted model, not a curated record
AUGAUUAAUUUAGAAUUGAAUUCAAUUUCAUUCUUAGGUUAUCAAAUUAAUUAUGAAGCAGCAAAAGAGACACUUUCUGAAUUAUCAACAUCUUUUUCAUUACCUUGGCCUUCUGAUAAAAGCCGAAGAAGUGAUUCAGCAAGUUCUAUAUUAAAUUUUCCCUUAACUGAGGAAAAUAGUUUUUUAACAGAAUUAUCAAAACAUCAAAAAAAAUCAAAAUUAACAAAUUUAUAUAAUUUACAAAAUAAUAAUAAUCUUUCACAUGUCAAAAAUUUAAAUGUCAUUGAAUCUUUACCUAUUCCAAUAGAUUAUCAGAUAAGAAGACAUUCAAUUGGUAGUGCAGCUCGUAAAUCACAUAAACAUAAGAUUAAAAAAUUAUUAAGUAAUCAAGGAUCAAUUUCACCUAAUACAAUGCCUGAAAUAAUUAGACAUUCAUCAACAAAUUCCAGUAUCCAAUCUUCGAGACCUUCAGAUUUUAGUCAAGAUACAGAUUCUGAGACGAAUCCACUUUCAGAUGCAGAAAUAUUAGAAUCUGUACCUAUAGAACCUGAAGUUUCUUCAUUAUUACUUAAAAUGGAAGAAUUAAAUAAAAUUAUUGAAACGGAUGCUAGAAGUGUUAUUUCACAUAAAAGUGCCUCGUUGUCAUCAGAAUUGAAUACAGAGACAAACUCUCCAACCAGAUCAUCUAGUGGAAGUUGUAGACAAAAUUCAUGCCAUUUAGAUGAUGAAGAUAAUAUUGAUUUAUGGACUGUUUGGGGAAAUUUAGUUAAAAAUUGGGAAUAUGAAAUGAAAAAACGCCCAAAUGAUGUUAAAGAUUUGGUUCGUCGUGGUAUUCCACAACAUUUUCGUACCAUAACAUGGCAAUUAUUAAGUAGAGCUAAUUCUAAUAAUAUUCAUGAUAUUUAUACAGAUUACCUACGUCAACAUUCACCAUAUGAAAAAGUAAUAAUGCGUGACAUACCAAGAACAUAUCCUGAGUUAAAAUUUUUUAAAGAAGGUGGACGUGGACAACCAUCAUUAUUUAAUGUUAUUAAAGCAUAUAGUAUUCAUGAUAAAGAAGUUGGAUAUUGUCAAGGAUCUGCAUUUAUUGUUGGUCAGUUACUUCUUCAAAUGCCUGAAGAGGAGGCUUUUGCUGUAUUUAUACGUUUAAUGGAAGACUAUCGACUUAGAGAAUUAUAUAAACCAACAAUGACUGACUUGGGUCUUUGUAUGUUUCAAUUAGAAUGUAUGGUACAAGAACAGAUGCCUGAUUUAUAUACACAUUUUAAUAAUAUGGGAUUUGAUACUAGUAUGUAUGCUAGUUCCUGGUUUUUAACAUUAUUUACAACAUCUCUACCAUUAGACUUAGCUAAUAGAAUUAUGGAUUUUUUUUUAGUUGAUGGUAUGGAUGCAAUUUUUAGAAUAGCUAUGGCUAUCCUUCAACAGGCACGAUUUGAUCUUUUACGCCUUGACAUGGAAGGAAUGUUAAAAUAUUUUCAAAGAGAUAUUAAAGAAAGGUAUGAAAAUGAUCAUGAUUUAUUAUUUACUGUAGCAUGUCAAAUAACCUUAAAUGCAAAAAAAAUGAAAAAACUUGAAAAAGAGUAUAUGACUAAGAGAUCAAAAGAACAGGAAGAGGCUAUUGAACUUCGGAGACUACGUACAGAAAAUAGGUUGUUAAGACAAAGAAUAGAUUAUUUGGAACAGGAAUCAUCAGCACUUGCUGAUCGCCUAAUUCGUGGUCAAGUAGAUCUAGCACAAAAAGCCGAAAAUUGUUUAAAUAUUUCACAUGAAUUAAAUAUUUUAAGAGAUAUAAAUAGUAAUGCUCAUAAAAGAUUAGAAGAGGCUUUUGAAACAAUAAGAGAAUUAAGUUCAAGACCUAAAAAUGGUAAUGUUACUUAUGUUGAUACAUCUAUUCAAGUUGAUGAUACAACAAUGAUAGAACAUAUACAUCAACUUCAACAAGAAUUAAUUGAAACACAUUCAAAAAAAAAUGAUUUAGAAAAUGCUAUUAGGGAAUGUAAAUUAAGACUUCAGGAGGUUGAAUUGACUAAUAAAAGACUUCGUGAACAACCACCAGAUGAUGGGAUUGCUGGUUUACAGGAAGAAUUAAUUUCUGUUAAGAUGAGAGAAGCAGAAGCUUCAUUAUCAUUAAAAGAAAUGAGACAACGUUUUUCUGAGUUAGAACAACAAUGGGCUAAAUAUGUACAUGCUAGAACUUUUGGGGCACAGGCUAUGGCAAUCCAAAGUUUUGAUACAUUACCAAAAAAUGAUGAAGAUUCUGGUGUAAUGAAUAGUCCAGAUACUGGAUCUCCCUCUUCUCAUACUCAAUCAUUAUCAACAUCUCAACAACAACCAACAUCAGCCAGGGGAAGGCUAGCUAAUUUGACUGCUAAAUUAAUGGGUGCAGGAUUUGGAAUUAGUAAUGAAGAGUCUAAUGAUAUGGGAAUGUCAAUGAAAGAGAUGGAAGAUCAAUUAAUGGGACUUAGAAUUCGUGAAGCUGAUGCUGUUGCAGAGUUAAAAGAAAUGAGGCAAAAAGUAAUGGAACUUGAGACACAAAAUCAUGUUUGUACUAAUCAAUUAAAAAGACAAGAUGAAGAAUUAAAAAAAUUAUUAACAGAAUGUGAAAGUAGUAAAAAAAUUGAAAAAGAAUCUGCAGAACAAUUAAAGGAAGAACAAAGAAAAAGUGUAGAACUUCAAAGUGAAUUAAAAGAAAAAGCUGUUAUACAAAGGUUAAAAUAUACAGAAGCUUUGAAUAGUAUUGCUGAAUUAAAACAACAAAUAGCACAUUACGAAAGUAUGAAUGCUGAAAAGUUGGCUUGUGCUCAGUUAAGAGGCACAAGUAUUUGUGAUAUGGAUGAUGAUUCUAAUACAUCACAUAAAAGUUUUAACUUCAAUGGUGAUGGAGGAUCAUUAGCUUCUGAGGAAAUGUCAGUAUUGAUAGCAGAUGUAACAAUAAAAAUUCCAGAAUAUACUCCUGAUGAAAGAAAAUAUCUUGAUUCAGAUGAAGAUAUAAAUGAAACAGAAGAAAAAACACGAAGACCUUUCCGUAAAAGUGAAAAUUGUAAAGUUGAAGGAAUUUCAGAAACCAAUAAAUUCCGGGUACGAGAGGAUGAAAAUGAUACAACUGAUAGUGGUUUGAAUCUUAGUGACAAUUAA